Molecule: messenger RNA, 1675 nt
Organism: Trifolium pratense (red clover)
Lineage: Eukaryota; Viridiplantae; Streptophyta; Magnoliopsida; Fabales; Fabaceae
Product: transcription factor bHLH18-like
Exons: 4
Coding region: 167-1297 (376 amino acids)
Molecular function (GO): protein dimerization activity
Source: RefSeq, a predicted model, not a curated record
GAGAACUAGACUACUGGAGUCCUAUAAAAGACCCAACAAUGGGGGAACUUCAAUUCAUCCAUUCUGAAACAUAGAAGUGUCCCUCUUAAUUCCUUGUUCCAAUUCCAAAGAGCAACAGUUUAGUACUCCAAAGUGUUACUAUAAAUUGUAUUUCUCAGAUUUCAGAAUGGAAGAAAUCAACAACACACCAAUGAACUCAUCAGAAACCAGCAAAUGGUUAUCUGAUUUGGAAAUGGAUGAAUACAAUUUAUUUUCUGAGGAAUGCAACCUUAAUUUCCUAGAUGCUGGUGAGGAAGAGUUUCUUUCACAUGACAUAGCUACUGUUUUUCAAGAACAACAAAACCAACAACCACCUUUGACUUCAGAGUCCACAGAUGAAACAAAUUUUGAGUUUUUUAACUUUUAUUUUGAAAUUGAGAGACCAAUCAAGCACAUGAAAACAACUAAUGACAGUGACAAAAUCACUGAAACUUUGUCACCAAAACUAUCUCCAUCAUCAUCUAACUCAUCAUUUCAGUCUCUGAUUCUUUCUUUUGAGAACCCCCCAAACUCACCUCCUACUAUCAACACCCCCCAAAUUUAUGGUUUUGACCCUACCUUGAACUCAAAACAGAACGAAACAGAGUCAUUGUCACCACCCCAAUUGGGAAACAGACAUGGCUCAUCUCAAAUUCCAAAAGGGUCAUCAAAAAAUGAAAACUUGGAAACAAAAACAUCACAAAACAAAAGGUCUAGAAAUCAUGGUCAUGAUCAUAUUAUAGCUGAGAGAAAAAGAAGAGAGAAACUCAGCCAAAGUUUCAUUGCUCUUGCAGCUCUUGUUCCUAAUCUAAAGAAGAUGGACAAAGCUUCUGUAUUAACUGACUCUAUCAAAUACAUGAAAGAGCUUAAACAGCGUUUGGAAGUUUUGGAAGAACAGAACAAGAAAACAGAAGCAGAGUCGGUGGUUGUAAUAAACAAACAAGAUCUAUGCAUCGGUGAUGAUAAUUCAUCAUGUGAUGAGAGUAUUGAAGGUGCUGAUGUUGAUGCCAAUGAAUCAGUCUUACAAGUGGAAGCAAGAGUGUCAGGGAAAGAGAUGCUGAUUCGGAUUCACUGCAAGAAGCACAAGGGAUUUUUGGUUAAAAUCAUGGCUGAAAUUCAAAGCUUUGAAUUAUUUGUUGUCAAUAGCAGUGUCUUACCCUUUGGAAAUUCUAUUCUUAACAUUACUAUAAUUGCUCAGGUGGGUGAAGGAUACAACUUGAGUAUAAAGGAACUUGUGAGGAAGCUACGCAUGGCAACGUUGAAGUUUAUGUCAUUAUAAUAACAUGAACAUGUGCACGAGUGGUAGCUGUUGAGCUAUCAGUAAUAGUAUAGACAAAUGGCACAACAUAGAUCCCCAGAUGAAUGCGAUGCUUUUGUGAUAAUGCUCCAGCGCACAGUUUUUCAGAAGAUUGAGGUUGAUUCUGUGUGAUAUUAUUGAGGGAUUUGGUAGGAAUAUGUUCAUCUUCACACCUUAAUUUAAUGGAUUUUGAUAAUAAAUAGAGAGAUUAGGAGUUGAAUUUUUGUGAUGACAUUUUGAUUGCUUCUCAUGUGCACAAUGUUUUCUUUUUUUGACUAAAGAUAUAGUAGAUUACUAUUAUUGUCAACCUCCCACGUUUGAAUAUUGGACGAAAACAAUAAUCUUAUUCUUGUAAUUCAA